Styela clava is the source of this 11724-nucleotide messenger RNA. The record is from RefSeq and is a predicted model, not a curated record. Lineage: Eukaryota; Metazoa; Chordata; Ascidiacea; Stolidobranchia; Styelidae.
UAUUUGCAGUUUGGAAAAGAAGACUUACAUAUUUUUGUAGUAAUAUAAGUAAUGUAGUUAGGAAGUGUUUGAAAUCAUUAUUUAAUAAGUUUGUAAAAUAGUGUAAGCUGUAUAUAAAUGCCACUAUGUAUCAUGGAAUGAGUGGCCAGGGUAACUGGAAUCAACAACAACAACCACAGAACAGUACCUAUCCACAACAAAUGCAGCAAUAUGCAUCUGAUUCUGCACAAUCCUUCAGGCCACAAACUUACGGUGAAAGACCAAACACAUAUGGUUAUAGUAUGGAAAGAAGACUGGACAGCUCCAAUUUCACCUCCCCGCCACGCAUGCAGACACCAGGAAUGGCCGUACGAAAUCCUUGGGAAAGCCAAGUUCGAGGAAUUAGUCCUUAUGGGAACUUUGAUUCAGCGAAAAUGCACCCAGGUUACUACAAGAAUGCUGGACAAUCAUAUCCAGGUGGACAAUAUCCACAAGCGCAAACAGACCCAGCGAACGCUUCUAGAUCAUUUCCUGAUGGAAACAUGAUGAGAGGACAAGACAGGGCUGCCCAAAUGCAGGGAACAUAUCAACAACAAAGUAUGGCGUCAGCUGAAAUGGGUUACGAUGGGACAAAGCGACACGUGCCACAGCAGUAUGCUUCACAAAUGCAAAUGCAAAUGGCUGGCAGGGGUGACCAAAUCAGACAAUCACAUCCCCAUCAGCCUGGAGUAGAAUAUAAUUAUCCUCACUCUGCAGUCCAAGGGCAGCAUAGAUAUCCUGGAUAUGGUCAGGCACAAUAUGGAAACAGACUAGCAUCUCAACAAUCAUAUGCACAAGCAAAUCCUCAAUCUGCUCAAUAUCAAGGCAAUUAUCAAACUACAACGAAUGCUAUGGCAUACGGUCAUCCAAAUCGUUAUCCGAAUCCUAGUAGCAACCCUGCCAUGAUGUCUCCAACUGCGAAGUCAGCUUCUCCAAUGAGAGGAAUGGUUCAAGAUUCUACGAAUAGACCCCAAGUUCCUAUGAAUAAUAUGCCAGGUUAUGCACCCCGCCCUGGAAGUCGUCACACCUCUUUCGAAGGAUCUGGUGUGCGUGCGACGCCUAAUUUGUCUACUUCAAUGCCACAGCAAGGACAAAUGCAUAUGUCAGCACCUAAUGUAAAACAAGGUUAUUCUGAAAAUUUUAAUCUUGACAGUUUGUUAGAUGAUCCUGUGAGUGCUGGGGGGAGUCUAUUGCAGCAAUUGGAAGAUGACGUCCCAGGAAAUGCAAGUUCUCAAGUAGGUGCCAAUUCAGUGAAUGCUUCUGCCAUUCCCAAUCCAAACAAUCGAACUAUGAAUAUGGCUCAGCAAAAUCAAUCUGCUCAAUUUAUGAGGCAAAAUAUGCAGUCUGCGAUGCCUGGCAUGCAAACCAAUGCUGCAAUGCAGCAACAGGCAGGAGCUAUGGGGUUAGCUAAGAACACUAAUAUGCCACAAAAUAUGCCCCAGUCACGACAGCGCAUCAUGUCUGGUAACUCUGGAUCUAUGGUUCCAGGGAUGUCUAAUAUGUAUUCACAAAAUGUCCGUCAACCGCAGCCGAAUACAAUGCCCAUGCCUGGACAAGAGUCGCAGCUACUCAGUCCUCAGUCUUCUAUGGGCCAAGCAAAUGUAAUGCUCUCUCCUCAGCGUGUGCCCAUGGGUAGCCCUGGCCCUCAACAAGGCCCUGGAAUCUAUCAGAAUGUUGGACGAUCACCACAGCCUAACGUGCCUAUGAUGGGCUCCAAGCCAAACGCAUAUCAGACGAGUCAGGGUGGUUUCAGAGAUCCGUCGCCGAAUAGAGUUUCGUCAAUGAUGUCCCCUCGGCCCCAGUAUGGUACAUCAUAUCAAAACCCACCUAAUUUUGGCAGAUCUCCUCAAAGAGUACCCAUGUCAUCGCCCCCACAUAAUAUGACAUCUCCUCCUCCACAUUCCAUGAACAUAAUGCAUAGAAAGACAUCACCCGUUGUCGGCCAACCGCAAAUUCCAUCAUCUAUUCCUGGGACUGUUUUUCCCUCACAUGCUAUGUCCGGAGCGCCUCGACCAAUGAAAGAUACAAACCAAAAUGUCCAACAUGGUAUGCCUCCUGCACCACUCCAGUCUCCACCCAUUCAAGUCCCUCUUCAGACAAUUCAUAACGUUGAACAAAGUUUGCCAAAAUCGGAUCCUUUCUCUCCACCUAUUCCUGUUCGUAACAUGCCUGAUCCAUCACAAAAUAUAAAUUCUGGCGGAAUUUCCCAACCCCAAGCCUCGUUUCCACCAACACAAGAUGGGGAUCAAGCUACAGGAAUAAUUCCGUCUGUUGCCGUACCACCUCUGCAAGUUCAAUUAGAAAAUGUUAAUCAAUCUCAAUCACAAGAUAUCGCUAUGUGUUCGCCACCGGCCACCAAUUUGCCGCAAAAUGUAAAAACAACUUCAUCCAUUCCUAUUCCUAAUAUAAAUGAUUCUGAAGGAAUGGCCGCAAUGUCAUCUCAACAGAAUGUUAUGCCACCGCAGGAACAGUCAACACCUGUCUCUGGAUCUCAAGACAAAGUGCAGAUUCCAGGACAAAUUGGAUCUAAUGUUACGGGUUCUGGCACCAUUGAACCUCAGCCAGAUUCUGAAAUGAAAACAGGAGAUCAAACAAGCAUAGAAACACAAAAUGGUGAUCAACAACAAGCAUCUGACACUCCUGACAUUGUAUCCCAACUAGCAUCUGACCAGAAAACUGACACAAAGCUAGUUUCAACUGCUGUUUCACAGGCACCACUCACACAAAAGGCUCUACAAUCUCCAGCCAUUGAUGGACCACUAACGUCCCAGUCUAAACCAACUGCUCCUGGGCCCAACUUUCCUGCUCAGAGAUUUCCGGCUAGAAUGCCUGGUGCUGCAAUAUCUCAGCCAGGCACAACUUCAACCCAUCCUUAUGGUGGUUUCUCAUCUCCACGAAGAGAUGCUCCACUUAUGCCUGGCGCACAAGUCCAAUCAUCCACAGCUCCCCAUCCACAAAGCAUGAUGCAGGCUCCUCAACAGUCUCAAAAUGCAGCUAACGGUCCUUACCCUCCUACACAGCAUUCAAUGCCUCCGCAAGGAGCUCACGCAAGACAACCAUUUCCUAGAUAUGCUGGUCAAAAUAUCCAUCAUUCACCACAACGAGGCGUCCCUCUGGUGGGUGGUCGACCUCAAGGUCCUGGUCUCCCCCAAGGUCCUGGUCUUCCACCGCAAGGUUAUCAACAAGGUCGCCCUCCACAACCUGGAGUUCGCCUUCCUGGACAGAAUAUGUAUCCUGCAUCACAGCAUGGUGGUAUGCCACCUGGACCACAUAGAAUGCCACAAGCAUACCAAAGGCCAGGUUUUCCCGGUGGACCUGGGCAAGAAGCAUACAGAUAUCAAGGACAACCAAACUAUGGUCAACAGUAUGGACCUCAGGGUGGACCUUAUUAUGCACAAAGACCUGAGUAUAGAAUGCAGCCCCCUGGUUCAACAAUUCCUCGACCACAGCAUAUGCCGCAACAAUUUUGUGGGCCGUCUCCAAGACCAAUGCAUUCCUAUCCUUAUCAUCCUGAUGGAAAUAUACCUCCUGGCUGGCAUGGCCCAAUGAAGCCAAUGGGACCGGAUCAGAGACCUCAAGGUCCUGGUGAAGCAGGUGGAAAACCAUUAGAAGCAGGUGCGAAACCUGCUAGGACUCCUAGAAAAUCGAAAGCAAAGGAUGGUGAUGGUACAUCGAAACCUAGAAAAGAAAGAAAAAAGAAGGAACCGUCUGAGAAGAAGACACCAAAGACUUCUGCUAAAUCAGCUAUACCACCAACAGUCACUACUCCCGAUGGAACACCAAUAGCUCCUGAAAAACCUCCUCCAACCAAGUCUACUGAAAAGAGGAAAAAGAAACCUCCUGCUACUUUUAAACUGAAGAGGAAAAAGAAGAAGAAAGGGGAUGAAAUGGAUGAUUUCGAUCUUCCAUUGCCUUCAGCAGUCAUGGACAAUGUAGAAAAACGAAGAUCUUCUAGAAAUGUAAAAAGAAAACAAUACACAGAAAGUUACGAAGGUCAAUUAUCUGAUGAAUUAUCUGAUGCUGAGGGUGUUGAUAAUAUGACAGCAAUCAAAGGACAAUUAACAGGUUACAAGGCUGAGGAUUACAAUGAUGAUAAAUUAGUAGUGGAGAAAAUUCUAGAUAUGAGAAUGCGAAAAGUUCCCAAGCAAAUAACAGCUAAUCCUGAAAAGGAAAUUACAGAAGAAACAGAAAAGGAGGAAACGACUGAAAAACCAGUUACUGAAGCCGAACCCAUUGAUGAUGAAAAGAAAGAGACUGAAAAUAAGUCAGAAGAAGAAGAAGAAUUAAUGGAAACUGACCAAUCAGAAAAGGACGAAAAACCAGCCGAAGAACCACAAUCCGACGAUAAAGAUAAGGAAGAAAAGGCAGAAGAGACGCCGGAGACUGAUGAAAAACAGGAAAAUACAAAAGAUGAGGAUGAUUCGGAACAAACUCAAAAAUCAAACUCAAAAGAAAAUCAAGAAAAUAAACCAAGGGAACGAUUAUUUAGUAGAAAUGAAGAAGUAACUGACCCGGAUAAAUAUGAUGAAGUUGAAGAAUAUUUUGUCAAAUAUAAAAAUUAUUCUUAUUUACAUUGUGAGUGGAGAACGAGGGAUGAAUUUCAGGACACAAGAGUCGAUGCCAAAAUCAAAAGAUAUAAAACAAAAAUGGCUCAGAUGCCUGAAUAUAUGAAGGGUGAUAUAGAGGAUGCAUUUAAUCCUGACUUUGUUGAAGUAGAAAGAGUAUUGGACGUUGCUCAGAAUGAGGAUGGUGAUUCAGAUCAUCCGGGUGAAAAACAUUAUUUCAUCAAAUGGUGUUCUUUGCCGUAUGAAGAUAGUACAUGGGAGAGUGGUACUGACAUUCCGGUUGAAAAAGUUGAAGAAUUUGAAAGGAGAUGUAAAUACAGACCACCAGAAAUUACUCCAAAUAUUCCUCACAAAAACACAUUCCGAAAACUAACACCGGCAGAUGGAAAAUUCCGUAAUAAUAACGAACUAAGAGACUACCAAUUGGAAGGAAUUAACUGGUUAUUAUUUAACUGGUACAACAGAAGAAAUUGUAUUCUGGCUGAUGAAAUGGGACUCGGAAAAACUAUACAAAGCAUAACAUUUUUACAGAAAAUUUACGAUCACGGAAUUGAGGGACCAUUUCUUAUUGUUGCUCCUUUGAGUACAAUAUGUAACUGGCAAAGAGAAUUUGCAACCUGGACUGAAAUAAACGCUGUUGUUUAUCAUGGAAGUCAGACAAGUAGAGAUAUGAUUAAGACUUAUGAAUUCUUGUGCAGAAAUGAAAAUCUGGAAGAAAUGCCUGGUCGAUACAAAUUGAAUGUUGUUAUUACCACCUAUGAAAUGAUUGUUCUUGAGAAUUCUCACUUGCAAGAAAUUGAAUGGAGAGGAUCAAUCAUUGAUGAAGCACACAGAUUGAAAAAUCAAGCUUGUAAACUUGCUGACUCACUUCGUUCAAUGCAUUUAGAUUUCAAAGUACUACUUACUGGUACUCCACUUCAAAACAACGUAGAAGAACUUUUUGCUUUGUUAAAUUUCCUACAACCAGAAGUAUUUGAUUCAUCAGAAGCUUUCAUGGCUGAAUUUGGAGAUUUGAAAAACAAUUCACAGGUUGAAAAACUGCAAGAAUUACUGAAGCCGAUGAUGCUGAGGAGAUUGAAGGAAGAUGUUGAAAAAUCACUCGCACCAAAAGAAGAAACAAUUAUUGAAGUUGAAUUAACUAACAUGCAAAAGAAAUAUUACAGAGCAAUUAUGGAAAGAAAUUUUGAAUUUUUAUCGAAAGGAGCAGUUACUGGAAAUAUUCCUAAUCUUAUGAAUACGAUGAUGGAAUUGAGGAAAUGCUGCAAUCAUCCAUAUUUAAUAAAAGGUGCUGAAGACAAAAUAUUAUCAGAGAAAGGACAUGAAUUAUCCAUCUUGCAAACGAUGAUUCAAAGUUCUGGAAAAUUAGUUUUAAUCGAUAAAUUACUUCCGAGACUCAAGUCUGGGGGACACAGGGUUCUUGUGUUUUCGCAAAUGGUGAAAUGUUUGGAUAUUUUGGAAGAUUAUUUGAUACAAAGUCAAUAUCCAUAUGAAAGAAUUGAUGGAGGAAUAAGAGGAAAUGACAGACAAGCUGCAAUUGAUAGAUAUAGUAAACCUGGUUCGGACAAAUUUGUGUUUCUGCUUUGUACGAGAGCUGGUGGUCUUGGAAUUAACUUGACAGCAGCAGAUACUGUUAUUAUAUUUGAUUCAGACUGGAAUCCACAAAACGAUUUGCAGGCCCAAGCUAGAUGUCAUCGUAUUGGUCAGAAAAAAACUGUCAAAAUCUAUAGACUGAUCACAAGAAAUUCAUAUGAAAGAGAAAUGUUCGACAAAGCUAAUCUUAAGCUUGGACUCGACAAAGCUGUUCUACAGUCGAUCAGUGGAAGACAGGAUGAAGUUAACCAGAAUGCAGCACCUGCACUCACGAAACAAGAAGUUGAGAAUCUACUGAAGUUAGGAGCAUAUGGUGCCAUCAUGGAUGAAGAUGAGGAUUCUAAGAAAUUCUGUGAAGAAGAUAUCGACCAGAUUCUUUCAAGGAGAACUCAUACAAUCACUAUUGCUCCUGGAGAGAAAGGGUCAACAUUUUCAAAGGCAAGUUUCAUCUCUGGAGAGGAAGGAUCUGAAAUCUCUCUCAAUGAUCCCGAUUUCUGGGAAAAAUGGGCGAAGAAAGCCGAUUUGGAUAUUGACAGACUGACUAAUAACAAGUUAAUUAUUGAAGAACCUCGUCGACGUAAACAAACCAGAAGAUUUGGUGGAAUGACGGAAGAUGUUGAAGUUCUUGCUGAGAUAGGAUCUGAUUCCGAUUCAGAUUACGACGACAAAAUGCAAUCGAAAAGAUCGAAAAAGUCAAAAAUGAAAACGUGGGGAAAGAAGGAUUAUUUCAGAGUUCAAAAGAGCUUGCUAGCAUUUGGAUGGGGAAGAUGGAAUCACAUGUUGUUGAAAGGUGGUUUUCCAGCUCAGAUGAAAGACAAAGAACUAGAAACAGUUUGUCGAGCUAUAUUAAUGUAUUGUCUUAAAUUCUACACCGGAGAUGAAAAAAUCAGGACUUUCAUGUGGAAUUUGAUAACACCUGCAAAUUGUUCAUCUGCAAAUUUGGUUUCAGCUUUGGAAGGAUUGACCACUCCAGUCGCUAGAGGUCGUAAAGGUCGCACGGCUAAAGAGGAAUCGAAAGAUGCUUCUGGUUAUGAUCAAAUAGCGCAGGAAUGGAUUAAAGAAAUCGAUGUGAAUGCAGUUUUACAAGAAGAAAGUUUCAAGAAGCAUUUACAACAUCAUUGUAAUAAGAUUCUACUCAGAGUGAGAAUGUUAUAUUUCUUGAGGACUGAGAUACUCUGUUCGUUACCUGAAGACAUCAAUGAAAUGACCUCAGAAAACUUGAGGUUGAAAUUCCCUGACCUGAAGCCUGAAGCUAUCGUACCAGAAUGGAAUUUUGAAUGCGAUAAAAACUUGCUGUUUGGUGUUCAUAAACAUGGUUUUGGAAAGUACAGUUUGAUCAGAGCUGAUCCAAAACUCUGUUUUCUUGUAAAAUUUGGAAUGCCAGAUGAAAAAUCAAUGGCUGAUGACAUGGAUGAUGGCGGAGAUGAAGAUGCCGAGGAUCCCGAGUACAAACCAACAAAAUUAAACUUCAGUGAAUUUUCUGAAUUUGAGGAUUCUCCAGCUGGUACUCCUGCUACUGCUCCAGCAUCUCCUGCUUCUUCUAUCGAUUCUACAAAGGAAUCAACGAAGGAUAUUAAAAAUAGUGAAAAAGAAAAAGAUAAAAAACCUUCAGAGAAAGAAGAUGCGGACGAACCAAAUGAGAAAGAGGAGAAAGACGAUGAUGCAGAAAAGUCAGAAAAGGAAGAUAGUAAAGCGAUAAAAGCUGAAUCUGAUAAGGCUGAACCUGAAAAGGAAGAAGACAUGAAAACAAAGGAUGAGGAAAAUGGAAAUGAUGAAAGUGAAGAUGUGAAGGAAGAAAAAGUUGAAGAGGAAGAACAAAUCAAGCAAGAAGUGAAAGAAGAAAAGAAAGUGCAGACAUUUGCUUGGCCAUCUUCAACAGAUCUCAACAUGAGAUUUCGUCGUAUCAUCUCUUGCUACCAAAAACAACACAAACAAAUCAGGAGUCGUCUGAUGAACAUGGAUCAAAAUUCGCCCAAAAAUAAAAUGAGAGAAAUACCAAGAGAAACAACUCAUUGGACAAGACGAGAAGAAGCAGAUUUUUAUCGAACUGUAUCAACGUUUGGUGUCGAAUAUACAAAACAAGGAUUUUCAUGGUCACGAUUUCGACAACUCGCUAAACUUGAUAAAAAGAGCGACCAGAGCUUGGAUCUGUAUUAUCUUGCAUUCAAAACAAUGUGUGAAAGAGCUUGCGGACAUAAAACUCCAAUUCCUAAAGAGGUAGCGAACAUCAGUGUAACGAAAGUAACAGAAGAACGAGCUUCGAGAACCUUGUAUCGAAUUGAACUCUUAAAUCGAAUUCGUUUGGAUGUUCUUAAAAACAAACACUUGGAAGAAAAUUUGAAAAAAUGUGAAAGAAGUAUCGAUCUACCUGUCUGGUGGAAACCAGGUCAUCACGAUAAAGAACUUCUGAUCGGAAUGGACAGACAUGGUGUUACCAGAACGGAAAUUCAUAUUCUGAACGAUACAACAUUAUCGUUUUUAAAGACGAUGUAUGAUUAUGAACAGAAACAAUAUUCUCACAAGAGAAGGAAACGUCAUCAUUCUCCUGAUUCUGCUCCAAUAUCUGAAAAGAAGAAAAAGAGUGAUGAAGAGUCUUCAGAAACUAAAGAUGAAAAAUCGGAUGACACCAGUGAAAAAAGUGAAACCGAUAAAAGAUUGUUAAUGUUUCAAACUGCUGGUUCUCUCAUGAAAGAAGAUGACCCACUUUAUAUGAGUCAUAUAUAUAACAUGCAGAAAUGGCCCAAGGACCGAAUUUUAAUACAACGAAUCGAGCAUAUUUGUUACUGCAUUAUCAAUGGUAAAUGGCCGGUAUCUCGUGCACAAGAAGAAGCGGCGUUCUUGAAAAAUUUGCCAACUAUACCAUCAUCAUCUGCAAUCAUACAACCAACAUCUAAAACUAGCACAAGUGCGAGUGAACCCAAGUUACUUCUGGAUUCGAAAGGACAUUUAUUAGAUGAAGCAUCUUCAAAAAUAUUGAGUAUUAUUGCUGCACAAAAUAGGGAAUUUAAUGAAGACGGCAGCAAUAAAAAUACUUACAAACCAAAGAAACAAGGACAAGGUGAUAUCAUACCAAACCCGAAACUCUCGUCUCUCAAGAAAGGUGAAUCACCAUAUGAUACUAAAUCAUCUUCGCACGCAGAUCCGUCUCUUAGCCUUGGACUUUCAAAUACAAAAUUCAAUGAAAUGUUACAAACGUUACUAAAAGAAGCACCGGUUGAUACUAAGUCAUCAUCACAUACAGAUCCAUCGCUAAAUCUUGGUCUUUCUAACACGAAGUUCAAUGAAAUGUUACAAACGUUACUCCAAUCAGAUUUAUCGAGAUUAAAUUUGCCGCAGAAGACCUUAUUAAGUGAAGCAAUGAGUUUAUCACCGCAAGGAAAAUCAGAACAACCUGCUCCUAAACGUUCGAAAGAAGAAUUUGUUCCCGUCAAACCUGAUAAAGCAGUCGAGUUAUCAAGUAUAUUCGGUUCCCCAAUUUCUAAAAAGAAAGAGGAAAAGGGUAUUAUAAAAAAGAAAAUGCAAAAGUCGAGAUCAGGAUUUAUAUCACCUGCAGUCCUUCCACCUGAUUCAAGAAUUCCUGUUUAUAAUCCUUCAGAAAAGAAGAAAUUGACAGGUGACGAUGCUCCCUUGAAUAAGGAUCUUGCAGAUUGGCUGAAAGAACACCCAGGCUUUGUUGUUGAUUACAAGAGUCUACGACAGAAGUUAAACGAAGAAUCGUCACCGACAAAACAAACCACUACUGGGAGUAGCAGCGAUAACACUUCAUCCUCGAACCCUACUUCGACUGUAGAAAGCAAAUCGAAGUCCUCAAAAUCAGGUAGUUCAGAACAUCGUAAAACUCCUGUUGAAACUCACUCAUCCUCCUCAUCGUCGUCAUCAAACCGUGAACGAGAUGGAGAGAGAACAAGAGAGCGUAAACGAGAUAGAAAUACCGAACAUGAAAAAGAAAGAAAUAGUGAACGUUCUAGUGAACGAGACCGCAGUGAUCGGGAACGUGAUAGGACGAGUGAACGAGAAAGAGAACGUACAAACGAAAUAUCCGCUAGAGCUCAACUUGACCGAUCUUUAGAACAAGCUAUCAGCAGUCAUCAAGCAAGUUUAAUAAAUCAAUCGAUGAUAAAUCCUUCCGCUGGAUUAUUGAAUGCUUUAUAUGGAAACUCACCAGAAAUGGCUGCAUUACUAGCAAGUCAAAUGAUUCCUGGUUUACCACCUUUCAUUCCUGAUCCUGGUGGAAAGGAUUCUAGCAAUAUGUUUCAUCAAUCAUCUUCUUCAUCAACAUCUUCUAGUUCUCAAUCUCAUCAUAAAAAACAUAAGAACCACACUCACUCAAGUAAGUCAAGUUCGAAUACGAGUUCAACGCCACAGUUUAGUCCGGAUAAUUUAGCAGCUUUAUUUGGACUCGGAGGCAUGCCGAAUGCCGCUGAUGCAGCGAGUCUAGCCGCACUUACUUCUGCUAUUCAGAACCACACUCACUCAAGUAAGUCAAGUUCGAAUACGAGUUCAACGCCACAGUUUAGUCCGGAUAAUUUAGCAGCUUUAUUUGGACUCGGAGGCAUGCCGAAUGCCGCUGAUGCAGCGAGUCUAGCCGCACUGUUUGGAGGAUACCCUCCACCUACAAGCAAAGAUGCGCAGAAGCAAUUAAAACAAUUAUUUGAACAACCAAUGGCUCAAUUUGAUCCCAAAACAGCGGCACUGGGAUUUGGCGGAAUGAAUAUGUCUCCAUUUUUCCCAGGAAUGCCUGGCGCAAUGAACCCUCUUUUAUAUGGAAUGUAUGCCAAUCCUGAACUUGCAGCUAUGCCAGAUUUAUUCCACCCUGCACAUAUGUCAGCAUUUCUAGAAAACGAAUACCCCAAGUUAAAGAAUGCUGAAAAUCUGAAUGCGUUACAAGAGUUACUCGGAGUUCAGAAUUCAUUGAUGGCCAAUAUAGGAUUUGAUAUAAAUAAUCCUGAAUUUCAGAAAUUUGUUCGAGCACAAGAAGCAUUGCAACAACAACCCAUGGCUCCUCCGCUAGGAAAAACAUCUUCUGCGAAUCAAAGUGAUUUUGAUGACAGUUUGAGAUCAGUCUAUCAACAAUUACAUUCGUCUUCGUUACAAAAAGAAUAUGAAAACAGGAAGAAAGAACGUCACGAUCCCGAUAGAAAAAAAUCAACAUCAGAAGAUGACACACCAAUUGAUUUGCGAAGGACUGGUCAGUCACACAAGAAGUAGUUGCGCAAUGACAACAGAGUUCUAUUCUCAAACAGUAUUAAUGAAAUCACAACAAACAGCGAAUUUUUUAACCGAACUUGACAACAAAUUUUUUGUUGCUAUGCCGAUUUAAUAGCUCAAAAUACCUUUCUUAAUAGUUUUGUUGUAGAACAUUGUGGAAUAAAUUUCCCACGGCUAUUCAAUAACGGUGCCUCCAAGCUGGAGAGAUGAAAAACGUAUCACUAGGUGUCUCAUUGAUAUAAAGUUCUUACAUGACUUUUUUUAUACUUUUGUGGAAUCCGUCUUGUUUCAUGUGUAUGACUUUUGAUUAUUGUUAUGUGUAAUAAAAUUGUGGUCAACAAUG